UUAUCUUCACCUUGCAUGGGACCUAUUGUGAUGUUCAAAUGAUAUAGUUGUAUGAUCUAGUUUUACAGUUUUACAACCAUAUUUUCUACCCUAAUAUACACUUAAUGCCAAUAUUAUUCAUUAUCCAACAGAUUCAUCAUCACCUGUAAGACUGUUAACGAGAACUGACGCUUAUCCAUUGAAUACAGCAAAAGAAAAUUUGAGUAAGGCAUCAUACAAAAUUAUCUUGAUUCCAUUUUUCCUCUUUAAAAAAAGCCACCACAAACAUUAAGUACCCUUGAUUAAGAAAAAAAAAGAUUAAUGAUGGAAUAACUCCCCUUUAUCGAAGCUGGGAAGUGAGUAUAUAAAUUCUACUAAAUAUUAUGCGGAUUCAAAGGGCUUAUGCAAUGUUUGUGACUGGGUCAAUCAUACAUAUGAAUAGUUUCCUCCUUUUAGAUGAACUAGUUGCGGGGAGUAACUCUUGCAGUGGAUAGGCGACCACUGAUAAAGGGAAACACAGCAACUUUGAAAUAUGCCAUUCUUGGACGUUGUGUGGUCUGUUGUGUAUUUCAGAUUUUCUAUAUAUGACUGUGCAUUGUUUUCCACAGAUAUAGACCGAAAUUUAGGAAUAAACACGAACCUGAAAGACAAAUUGGUGUCUGAAUUGGAAGGGAAACAUUCAUAAGGAAGUUGAUGACAGUGUUUCAAUGACAUAUUCACGAUAUAUGAUCAUUUCUAAUAUGUUUGGAAACACGGAAAUCAUCAAAUUGAACGCUACAUGGACUUUACACAUGCUUUCUAAAUGACAAAAUUAAACUAUCUCGCAUAUCAGUAUUCAUUUGUCACGUUCGCCUAUCACUACAUAACUAAUAGUAAGACACAGUCAGCAAUUCAGAAAAAAGUUUGAUAUUAAACCAAAAUUUAAACAAAGCAAUUCUAUUAGUAUCAUCUUAAAAGAGAAACACAACAUUCAUAAAGCACUCUUGAGGUUACAUAUGUUUAAAUUUAGAUUGUUGUUAAGUCGAAUCAUAUUCGGGAAAUAGUUUCUUUAGAAUGACUCUAAACAAGAACUUUAACAUUGAAAAUGGAGACAUGCAUCCAAUGAGUCGAAAAACAGGAAAGCGAAAUGGAAUUCUUUAAAGGUAUGGAUUGACGUCAUGUUCUAUACUCAGCUGUUUUGCGGUGUCAAAUAACAUCACUGGUAAACAAUCUUUCAAAAUUAUUAUUUGAGUAUGUACAUGAUGAUAUUUACAUUUCCUAAAUCAUAUAAAGAUCUGGGUAUAUCAGUGAAGAAAAAGAUUAACGAGGUUUUGUGUGUGUGUGUGCUUGAAGCAGCAGAUGAAAUAACAAGAUUCAUUUCUGUUACGAAAUAAAUACAGUUAUCAUAUUGAUGGUUAAUGUUGCGCCUAAGAUUUAAUGCUCGUAAUGCCAUACUGUAGACAACACUAUUGCUGUUGAAGUUUGACGUCACAGCAUUUAUAUCAGUUGGAUUGAGAGGUGGGUGCAUUUUUCCCGUAUCUAAAACAUUUAUGUAACUUCUAAUUUUGGGAAUGUUAUAUCCCGUCGUUUUUAUAAAUCAAUAGAAUUGAUGUGUAUACCAUAUUAUUUCAAAAUGUAAACAUACUCAUAGACUUAUAUCGUCAAUUGCUUAGUAUCAAUAGCUAUAAAUUUUAUUUUGUUUUUCUACAUCAGGAUUUAAAAUGUUUAUAUUUUACUAUUUCAAUAAUAUGUAACCUCGACAAAAGUCACAUUCCAUUGACCAAGGGGGAAGGCAUUGAAGAAUAAGCGCAAAUUCACCGGAAGGGCAAGGUUGCCGGGCGCGAACAAAAUGUGUCAAAGGGAUAAGAACACAGAGCCACCUCAAGAACCGGAUCCUGGGACAAACAGAGUAAGAGAUUGAUGAGAAUGUACAAGUCAUUCUUCCUCCACCUCCCCCAUUCCAAGAUAACCAAGACUGCAUCUGCUGGUGAGUCUACCGUUGACGAUGACAUUGGGACAGACACAUAUGAAAUGGCUACACAAACCACAUAUGGAUCGAUUAAACGCAGCAUGUCUCACUACAGACAGAUAUAAGAGUCGCUGUAACAUCUACGGUACUCAAACAGAAUCUGAGGCAGACUCUUUACCUGUCAAUCUGAAUGAAAGCAUGGACUCAAUUUCUAGCCUCAAGUCAACAGAGUCGGAGUGGAUCCCAGAAGAGGAGAUGGACAUAACAGAAAAUGAUGAAAACAAUAAUCCCCAUCAUAUAACCGUACUACCACAAAAUCACCAAAGCAGAAUAUUUGUUGUUUUUGAAGAGUGCCUUGAUCAGCUUUUGAACCAAUGUGUUGCAUGUGGACAGAAAUGUGUGACUAACAAUACUGUUGUUCGGAGUAUGCUGUCUGUGUCAACAAUAUGUGCUUGUGGUGAAAGUUUUACGUGGGAAUCUCAACCUCUCAUUGGAUCAAUGCCUGUCGGAAAACUUGUCCAGUCUGCUUCAAUUCUGAUAAGUGGGAACUGUAUAGUUCAAAGCUUGAUGAUGUUUAAUCAUGCGAACAUAGCGUGCUUUUCAGAAAGGAAAUUUCAUAAUUUCAACAACGUUACUUGGUGCCAGCCUUGGAGCAUAGUAUUCAAGAAAUUAGAGGCCAGUGGCAAGAAAUGCAAGAAAGUGGCUUACUGGGCUCGAUCAGUUUCCAAUCACCUAUACUGGUGUGCUGCUAGUAGCAAUGAAAAUGGGGAGUUGGUCAUGGAGAAAUGGUUUUCUGUACUGAACCAUGUUGCCAACAUUUAUGAGGGUCAUGGAAAGCCGUGUCUUUCCUGUUUACUUGAGGACAGAGACUGGAUUAAGCAAGUUGUCAAAGGCAGACCUUUGGUGAAGGAUAUUAAGCAGAUAUCUCCAGCUGAACAAAUUUCAGCACUUGAGGCCUACCAAAAGAUAGUGUGUCACUUUGCAUCCAAGUCCCUCCACUUCUUUUAUGCACCAAUGAAGGCCAGGUUGUACAUAGCAGCUUUGCACUUCAAUGAGAACUCUUGUCGUGAUCAGGCCAAAACCAGAAAUGGAGAACCCGUAUUUUCUGUGUCCUACCCAGAAGGAAGACAUGGAAGUGGUGUUCCUAAGGAAGUGAAAGUGAAACAAUCGUAUAGGGAGUAAACAUGUGACUGGAUUAUUUAUAAUACUAGUAAAUGACAUGUACAUGUAUUGAAUUGUUGUACAUGUGAUUGGAUUAUUUAUAAUACUAGUAAAUGACAUGUACAUGUAUUGAAUUGUUGUACAUGUGACUGGAUUAUUUAUAAUACUAGUAACUGACAUGUACAUGUAUUGAAUUGUUGUUCAUGUGACUGGAUUAUUUAUAAUACUAGUAAAUGACUUGUACAUGUAUUGAAUUAUUGUACAUGUGUCUGAAUUAUUUAUAAUACUAGUAACUGACAUGUACAUGUAUUGAAUUGUUGUACAUGUGUCUGAAUUAUUUAUAAUACUAGUAAAUGACAUGUACAUGUAUUGAAUUGUUGUACAUGUGUCUGAAUUAUUUAUAAUACUAGUAAAUGACAUGUAGAUGUAUUGAAUUGUUGUACAUGUGUCUGAAUUAUUUAUAAUACUAGUAAAUGACAUGUAGAUGUAUUGAAUUGUUGUACAUGUGUCUUAAUUAUUUAUAAUACUAGUAUAUGACAUGCACAUGUAUUGAAUUGUUGUGAUUUGUUAUUAUUUUGAAUUAUCAAAUGCAUAUAUGAUUGCGUAUUUCAGAUUAUGCCGUUGAAUUGAUGCAGGAAGCGAUCAAUGUGAAACUAGAAUUUGGUUCCCACAUAAACUCCAGGAAGUUUAUAGUGGAUAUGAUUGGUAAUUAUCCAGCUCCGCUUGCGAACUCUUAUAAACAUGUGUCAAAGUCUGAUCUCCUUACCAGCCAGGUCAGCCGGUUCAAUAAUAACUGAUGUUUUAGUGUUUUUGAAAUACAGUGUACAUGCAUGUCCAUACACAGUCUAUUUUUGAUGUCCAAGUAUUUUGUUUUAAUAUACAUGUUUGUAACUUUUAAUUUUGUUGUCACUAGCCACUCAAGUGACCUAUUGCAUUUGGUCUGUGUUUGUCGUUGUUCAUAAACAAUUAUACAUUUUUCACUUUCCUUGAUAACUAUCUUUCCAAUACUUUUCAAAUUCUGUAUGAAACAUAUUUUGAAUGUGUGGGACACUACAAAAACUGCCAAAAAUUUACUAAUUAUAAAAAUUCCUGUUCCCUACAACCUCACAAGUGUAACAUGUAAGGUGAAGAUAACGAACAGUGAUCAAUCUCAUAACUCCUACAAACAAUACAAAAUAGAUAGUUGGGCAAACACGGACCCCUGGACACACCAGAGGUGGGAUCAGGUCCCUAGGAGGAGUAAGCAUCCCCUGUUGACCGGUCACACCCGCCGUGAGCCCUAUAUCCUGAUCAGGUAAACGGAGUUAUCCGCAGUCAAAAUCAGUGUGCCAAGAACGGCUUAACAAUCGGUAUGUAACACGUCAGACAGCAUUUGACCCAAUGCGAGGUUGUAUUGACAAACUAGAUCGUUAUAACGACCAUAGAAUUUGCAAAAUGCUGACUUCAAUCGAGACUGUUGAAAUCCCUGUACCAUCAACUUGUUUGUCAGUAGCUUACCUCGAUUUGAACACUGACUAUAUCCAGAACAAGCUCUUGCAUACUGAAUCAGUUGAGAUAUAUAAAAACCAUAUGCAGGUGAUAAUGGAAUAUUGCUACACAAAUAUGGGAAUUUGACGAUGGAGAAGCUGAAAUAAUCCCGUUUGUCAUACAGUUGAGUUGUCAGUUUGCCGUUAAUGUCUACUUUCAAUAAAAUAUCUAAGUAUGAAGCAGAAGUGGACGACUCUGUGGUGUCCUUUAUUUCAAGCUCACAGGGUAUAUCAAAUCGACAUAUGAAUGAAAGCUAUCAUUGUUAAUAGACAAAACGUCAUCGAUAUAUCUAAAAGUCGAAUUGAAGGUCACAGCGAGAUAUUUUUUUCUUCUCACGUAUAGGUUUUUGAAUAAAUUCUGCUUCAUAUGAAUAUAAAAACAGGUCAGCUAACAAAGGGGUACAAUUCGUGUCCAUGGGAAUUUCAACAGACUGUUGGAAGACCUGAUCACCAAAUACCACGAAGAUAUUGUCAAUGAGGAACUCUAACAUAUUUUUUGUGUAAGAAUAACUGGAGGCAUAGCAGAAAAACCUCUGCCAAAAUUUUAAAUUUCAUUAUCCCUGAUUAGGUAAAUAUGAAAAUUAGAAAAAAAACUAUAUAUUUCAAAGCUCUUGGGGCUAGUAAUACUUUUAAUUUAAACGCAGGUGACUGUGGGCCCU
Molecule: messenger RNA, 5273 nt
Organism: Ostrea edulis (European flat oyster)
Lineage: Eukaryota; Metazoa; Mollusca; Bivalvia; Ostreida; Ostreidae
Exons: 6
Coding region: 1964-3109 (381 amino acids)
Source: RefSeq, a predicted model, not a curated record